Messenger RNA from Penicillium daleae, 447 nucleotides. Its product is annotated as CHY zinc finger protein. Gene Ontology annotation, biological process: protein import into mitochondrial intermembrane space. The transcript is spliced from 4 exons. Bases 1 to 447 code for a protein of 148 amino acids. Gene Ontology annotation, molecular function: zinc ion binding. Lineage: Eukaryota; Fungi; Ascomycota; Eurotiomycetes; Eurotiales; Aspergillaceae. The record is from RefSeq and is a predicted model, not a curated record. Gene Ontology annotation, cellular component: mitochondrial intermembrane space.
AUGAUCCUACGUCGCAGUAAACACAUUCUUAACGCGCAGGUGUCUAUUCGCUCCCCUUGCUGCCGAAAAUGGUUUGAUUGCGCCGAAUGCCACCAGGAGCAGGAGUCACAUAUGCUGCAAAAGUCUCAGGAGAUGAUCUUUGCCUGCAAAAAGUGCAAGAAGUGCUUCCGCAGGGACGCCGCCGAAUUCGAAGAGAGGUAUAGAUACCCCGCGCCCAGUCAACCAAGAGGAUUACGGACUAACGCCGUUGUGUCUCGCUCUAGUGACGAGUACUGCCCACACUGCGAUAACCACUUCGUUCUCGAGGCUGUGACCCCCAAGCCAACACUUCAGGUGGAAGGUGAUGAUGCGCGCAUGGACAGCAGGAUGCUCAAAGACGACCGGGUUCGGGGCGACCAAGAACGAUCCUUGUUCAAUAUACGCGACGUGUCCGACCGGAUGGGCUAG